Molecule: messenger RNA, 930 nt
Organism: Trypanosoma cruzi
Lineage: Eukaryota; Euglenozoa; Kinetoplastea; Trypanosomatida; Trypanosomatidae
Product: 30S ribosomal protein S17, putative
Exons: 1
Coding region: 1-930 (309 amino acids)
Biological process (GO): translation
Cellular component (GO): ribosome; mitochondrion
Molecular function (GO): structural constituent of ribosome
Source: RefSeq, a predicted model, not a curated record
AUGUUGCGUCGGUCACUCGUCACAUUUCCUUGGUGGAACUUUCAGACGGAACACCGUCAACGGUGUGUCAUGAUGUACGGUGGAUCCCGCGCAAAGAACACACACAACGCAAAUCAUCGUGUUUUCAUUAAGAAGUACAAAAGAAACGCAUUUCCAAAUAGAACACGACAUCAUUGGGCAGUCUCCAUGACAGGUGUACUCGGUCAACGUCCGCGCCGCAUGCCGUGGCCUUAUGAUUUAACUUCGUUGAUCUUCAACCAACCGCGGCAGGGAUCAGACAAAAUUGGAUACGUGGUGGGCACAAGUAUGUUGAAGACGGCUGUUGUGGCCGCAAAUCAUAUGGUGUAUUACCCCAAGUUUAACCAACGUGUAUCGCGUACGAGUCGUUUUUUUGCUCACGAUGAGGACCUGGCGUGCGUUGAAGGGGAUUUGGUACACAUCAAGCAAUGCCGGAAGAUAUCGAAAUACAAGCACUACUAUGUUUUUAGUAUUUUGGAACCAAACAUCGAGGGUCGUGAGCGUCUGAAGUUGGGGUUAAAGGCCGUUCCACCUCCUUUGUUUGGAUAUCCCGUCUCGCGUCGAAUAGUGAAGUUGAACUUGACAAAUACUGAAGGUACCAAAGAGAAACUUGCCGCGGCAAUACAAGAGCAUGUGCAGGAUGCUUACAGAUUUGCUGGACCCACUCCAGAUCAACCACGAAAUCGUCUGACGGAUUCUGUGACCUUUGAUGAUGCAAAUAACAUGAUUGCACCCAACGCUCCAGCAACACCGGAGUCUCUGGAGGGUGUGGAAAGCCCAUCACUGCUAGGAGACAAGGAAGAGUAUACCGAGGUGGAGCAGGAUACACGGAAUAAGAAGGGUGAUGAAUAUUGGAUGAAUCUGCAGCCCAAGGAGAAGUACGACUUCAAGGGAUUUAAAAAAUCUCCUUAG